Molecule: messenger RNA, 1486 nt
Organism: Hibiscus syriacus
Lineage: Eukaryota; Viridiplantae; Streptophyta; Magnoliopsida; Malvales; Malvaceae
Product: aspartyl protease AED3-like
Exons: 3
Coding region: 34-1311 (425 amino acids)
Biological process (GO): proteolysis
Molecular function (GO): aspartic-type endopeptidase activity
Source: RefSeq, a predicted model, not a curated record
AAACAAAGCUUUGAAAUAAUCCUACAAAACACAAUGAAAAUCCAUUUUGUUACCCUGGUUUUCCCCCUAAUUUUCUCUUUAGUCCAAGGUCUGAACCCCCAAUGUGCCACCCAAGACCAUGGCUCGAACCUCCAAGUGUUCCAUGUCUACAGUCCAUGUUCACCCUUCAAGCCCUCGAAGCCGCUUUCGUGGGAGGAGGAUGUGCUCCAAACGCUAGCCAAGGACCAGGCCAGGCUCCAGUACUUGUCGAGCCUGGUGGCAAAGAAAUCGGUGGUGCCGAUAGCUUCGGGCAGGCAGAUUGUGCAGAGUCCGACUUACAUUGUGAGAGCCAAUAUUGGAACACCACCUCAGACGAUGCUUUUGGCUGUGGAUACUAGCAGUGAUGCUGCUUGGGUGCCUUGCACUGGCUGCGUUGGCUGCUCCUCUACUGCUUUUGACUACGCUAAAUCCACCACUUUCAAGACCCUUGGCUGCCAAGCUGCUCAAUGCAAGCAGGUACCAAACCCCACUUGCGGUGGAAGCGCGUGCACAUUCAACAUGACCUACGGUGGUUCAACCAUAGCCGGAAACCUUUCACAGGACACCGUGACCUUAGCAACUGACCCAAUCCCAAACUACACUUUUGGUUGCCUCCAAAAGACAGCAGGCAACUCAGUGCCAACACAGGGCCUAUUGGGCCUGGGCAGAGGCCCAUUAUCACUCCUCUCACAAUCCCAAAAUUUGUACCAAUCAACAUUUUCAUACUGCCUGCCUAAUUUUAGGUCACUUAACUUCGCUGGGUCAUUGAAACUUGGACCGAAAGGGCAACCCUUGAGGAUCAAGUACACCCCAUUGCUCAAGAACCCUAGGAGACCCUCCCUUUAUUAUGUUAAUUUGGUUUCAAUUAGGGUUGGUAGAAAGAUUGUUGAUAUCCCACCAAAUGCCCUUGCUUUCAAUCCUUCCACCGGUGCUGGCACCAUUAUUGAUUCCGGUACGGUCUUCACUCGACUAGUUCAACCGGCCUACGUAGCCGUCCGCGACGAGUUCAGGAGACGAGUGAGAGUCGCGAAUGUGACAUCGCUCGGCGGGUUCGACACAUGCUACACAAUCCCGAUCGUAGCACCCAUGAUAACGUUGAUGUUUUCUGGCAUGAACGUGACACUGCCGCAAGAGAACCUGCUGAUCCACAGCACCGCAGGUGGCAUCACGUGUUUGGCGAUGGCAUCAGCACCGGCGUUGAAUGUGAUCGCCAACAUGCAGCAGCAGAACCACAGGGUGCUUUUUGAUGUGCCCAAUUCGAGGGUGGGCUUCGCCCGUGAGCAAUGUUCUUAAAAUGUGUGGCUUUUUUAACUUAAAAAAAUAUUAAUGAUGAUGAUAAUAAUAAUAAAAUCUAGGUCGAAAUUUUGUAGUUUUUUUUUUACUUGUAUUGGGGGAGUUCUAAGUCGGGCUUUAUUUAGGUUUUACUAUCCAUAUAUGGAUAUAUUGUGCUUGAAUUGUUCUUUUUAAU